AUGGAGAAGGGCGAUGAUGACGCGGUGGAGCUGCUCGACGAAGAUGUUGCCGGGCCAAUCACUGAUCUUUUUGAGAAGCAAGAGCAUCCGGCCAGUCAGGGCGGCAGUCAUGAGCUGACACUGCCAUUACCCUCCAGGCGUCAAGUAGAGCUCAGCCGACAUGUGUUGGAAGAGGUCUCAGACCAGGCGUGGGAUAUCGCUGGCGAUACGUCUCUUCAUAACACUGUGAUCUAUGGUUCAGUUGAAGAGGUGACCCGGCUAAGACGCGACGAGAAACGCAACAUCAACGCGUUGGACCAGCACGGCCGGAGUGCUCUACAUGUGGCUGUAGACAAGGCACCCUUUCAUAUGGUUAAGUUGCUGCUUGACCUGGGUGCGGACAUCCAUUUCCCAGACACAGAAGGUCGAACACCUCUACAUUUGGCCUCCGCAAUGGGAAACGUAAAUGCUAUUGCAUUGCUACUCGAAUACGGUGCAGACACCUCCAUCACGGACAAGCGCGGCCAGAGCGCUCUACAUGUAGCCACCGCAGAAGGGUCUACUGAAUCCGUUCGUACCCUACUUUUGUACGGCGCUGAUACUGAGGGGAGAGACUCGAAGGGAAACACUCCUUUAGAUGAAGCAGUGACCAGGGGCGAUCAGACGAUACUCCAUAUCCUUAAUCUGGCGAGGAUCUGGAUGAAAGGGGACAGAGAAGGCUUCUAUGUCAACACUACUCUUAUUACAGCAGAUGCAAAUGGAGAUCAAGGGCUAAUGGAUAUCCAGGAGAUUGCCGAGAACGACAAGGAAUGGUACAUGGAAGCGACUGUAUCGCUACGAGCCUCGCAAAAGUUUCCCCCACCAGGUGCUCUUGAUCUAUAUGCCCGCCUACUGAGAAUCGAAGCAACCUGGGAGAAGUGGGAAGUGGCUGCAAAUCAGAUUCCGGCGCUCCUUAAGCUUACAUAUUUUGGAGUUGUCAUCUUCUUUGAUAAUAGCAGGUCGAUGAAAAAAGGGCAGCGAAUAAGCAUACUUUACAAUACACUCAUUCGAGUGGCCGAGAUUUUCACCAAGCUGACCGGCAGAGGCGUAUCACUUCGUCCUCUGAAUGGUGAACGGGAAUGGGACAUGCUGGGUCCAGGCGAAGUCAUUGACCUAUUCGAGACAGAAAUCCUGUUCUAG
This is a messenger RNA of Aspergillus calidoustus, 1158 nucleotides long. NCBI's taxonomy places the organism in Eukaryota, Fungi, Ascomycota, Eurotiomycetes, Eurotiales, Aspergillaceae. The record is from the annotation of a GenBank genome assembly.